Messenger RNA from Trichophyton rubrum CBS 118892, 1104 nucleotides. RefSeq lists its product as uncharacterized. Bases 1 to 1104 code for a protein of 367 amino acids. The record is from RefSeq and is a predicted model, not a curated record. NCBI's taxonomy places the organism in Eukaryota, Fungi, Ascomycota, Eurotiomycetes, Onygenales, Arthrodermataceae. Gene Ontology annotation, molecular function: protein binding. The transcript has a single exon.
AUGACGUUACUACCUGAUAGCUCAGGGGAAACGCAUGACGAGCAACCUUCCGGGCUAUCCGAUGAAUAUCUAAUUGCUAAUCUUGCCCAUCGCCCCCUUCAUCAGCUGGCAGGAAGAAUCUCGAUCUCAAAUCCUGCAAGGUUUUCAGCUGUUCCGCCCUGCGAAGGUCCUUCGUCUAUGGGGUACCUUGACAGUCUCCCCCUUGAAAUUCUCCAAGCCCUCUUGAAUUUGUUGGACUUCCAGGCCCUCUCUCGCCUUUCAUGCACUUCUCAUCGAGCUAGAAGGGCCGUCGAAUAUCUACCAGCGUACCGAGAGCUUAUGGAACAUGCCCCUGAUACCCUUAAGGCUCUCGGGAAAUCCUGCCUCAUCACGGCACAUCCCGCCGCAAAGCUGCGUGCUGUUCUCAGGACCGAAUCCUGCGUCUGGUGCGGUGAAUACGGCCCCUUCUUGUUUCUCCCAACGUGUGAAAGGUGUUGCUAUGAAUGUCAGCGCUCAAACCCUUCUCUGUGGGUGAUGACGGCCGAUCUGGCCAAAUACUGCUUCAGAAUCACCACCGCCAAGCUGAGAGAGAUCCCCAUAAUGCGAAGUAUCUAUGGAGUUUACGACGUUUCCCAUGAGCUCUCUCGCCGUCGGCGCCUGAAGCUGGUCAGCGUCAGGGCCGCAAAGGAGCUCUCGUUGGCGGUGAAUGCAGGCUCUGCUCCUUCAAACCUGCGAAACAACGCGCACCUUAUACACCUAGCGCAUUUUCUAAACGCUCCUCUCGCGCCAGAAGGCCAGAAUAAUGGGGCUGGAGUGACAUCCCGUAUUCGUUACUGCACUCUGACUGACGAGUGCUGUGGCAUGGGGUCUAUCUGCUUCCCUUCUUUACAGCCAGACAACACUGUAGAACGCGGCCUUUGGUGCCGAGGAUGUUUCCGAGCUUCUGAGCAGUAUCGCUUUUCAAGUCCAACUACCGACCUCGCUACACGAAAUGUUUACCCACUUCGUGCAUUGAUUGGCACCAACUUAUGCGCCCGAUCAAAGAUGCAAUUUCUGGAACAUAUCAAACACUGUGACGGGUCCCUGGAACUGCAAGCGAAUUUAAGGAAGGGACUACAGAAUUGA